GUGUGUCGGUCGGUUUGGUUUCCUCUCGCGUUCCGGAAGCGGUGCCACUGGAGGAUUCGUAAAGGAGCGGUUUUUUGGCAGCCGUAGCGGGUCAAAGGAGUCGGUGGUGGAUCGGAAAGGGAGGAUUCAGAGGAGGCGCCUUCGGCUGUCGCGCCUUUGCCGGUUUCACAGUGACUUCGGCGUCCUGGUAACAGAAAUUAGUGUCUUUGGAGACAGUGAUGGCUUUUCCUCUCGAACGUGAAAAUGGAGGCCACAGGGACAGAUGAAGUAGAGAAAAUAAAAUCCAAGUUUAUGUCUGCAUGGCACAAUAUGAAAUACAGCUGGGUAUUGAAAACAAAAACUUACUUUAGCAGAAAUUCUCCUGUCUUUUUGCUGGGAAAAUGUUACCACUUCCAGACUGAUGAGCCAAGUGACCUGUCACCAAACAGAUCAAAUUAUGAUGUAACAGAGGAAGGGAUUUCAAGAAACGUUGAAGAGUUCCGAAAAGAUUUUAUUUCUAGAAUAUGGCUGACAUACAGAGAAGAAUUUCCACAAAUCAAAGGCUCAGCAUUAACAACAGACUGUGGCUGGGGUUGUACCCUGAGGACUGGGCAGAUGCUUCUGGCACAAGGGCUUCUUCUUCACUUUCUUGGUAGAGACUGGACCUGGCCAGAUGCAUUUGUCAUUGAAAAUCCAGACUCUGAAUCAUGGACAAGCCACACAGUAAAAAAACUGACUGCAUCACUUGAAGCAUCACUUACAGGAGAGAGGGAAUUCAAGAACCCGUCAAGCCAUCCUAAGCAAAUCCCGAAGUGGGAUUGGGAAAAUGGAGAAAGCAGGGAUGAACACUAUCAUCGAAAAAUAAUAUCUUGGUUUGGUGAUUUUCCGCUUGCAAAUUUUGGCUUGCAUCGCUUGAUAGAAUAUGGAAACAACUCUGGAAAAAUAGCGGGAGAUUGGUAUGGGCCAGCGGUUGUAGCACACCUUUUGAGAAAAGCUGUCGAGGAGGCAAGAGACCCUGAGUUACAAGGAAUAGCUGUAUAUGUUGCACAAGACUGUACAGUCUACAAGUCCGAUGUUGUUGAUAUGCUGUGCUCUUUUAUGGAUUCUGCAAAAUCAGAUGGCAAAUCUGUGAUUAUAUUAAUUCCUGUGAGGCUUGGUGGGGAAAGAACCAACAUGGAAUACCUAGAGUUUGUGAAGGGAAUGUUGAGUCUUGAAUACUGCAUUGGUAUUAUUGGUGGCAAACCUAAGCAGUCAUAUUACUUUGCUGGAUUUCAAGAUGACAGCUUGAUUUACAUGGAUCCUCAUUACUGCCAGUCUUUUGUAGAUGUCAGCGUAAAGGAUUUCCCCCUCGAGUCCUUCCACUGCCCUUCUCCAAAGAAGAUGUCGUUUAAAAAAAUGGAUCCUAGCUGCACAAUAGGGUUAUAUUGUCCAAAUAUUCAAGGAUUUGAAAGGGCUUCUGAAGAAAUAACUAAGAUUCUGAAAUCCUCAUCUAAGGAGAAAUAUCCCUUGUUUACCUUUGUAAAUGGACAUUCUAGAGACUAUGAUUUUGUGAUGAGUCCAGUCCGGGAAGAGAGAGGCCUAUUCUCUGAGGAUGAAAGCAAAAAGUUGAAACGUUUUAGUACAGAGGACUUUGUCUUGUUGUGAGAAUAUUUUUAUUUAUUCAUUUAAAUAUUUAUGCCCCAUCUUUCCAUCAGUCAGUAUCUAUAACAUGGCCUAAGAGCAAUAUAAAAACAAUAGGUACAAUAUAAUUAAACAACAUAAAAAAAGGAUGAGUUCAAAGAGUGGAAUUCUCAAGAGCUUUCAUUUUUCCAAAUGCAUUUUUAUGUUUCCUGAAUCCCAGCAAGGGAGGCAGGGGACAAUGAGCCGUUCUUGGGUAGGGAUUCCACAGUAUAUGCAUCACUGCAAAGAAGGACCUGCUUUGCAUAGCCACCCACAACACUUCAGAUGGCAGAGCUUCCAACAAUAACCCAACUCUUUCCAAGAUGGUGGCUACCAUCAUAUCUCCCAGUUGUGAAUUCCAGGAGAUAAGCUCUGUCUAGCAUGAAUUCAGUUUCCCACUAUGAAUUCCCUAAUGGAGGGGUGGAAAGGUGAGGGAAGUCCCUCUCCUACACCAUCCCAACAUACGCAUCAAGCAGCAACAUAUGCAUUGCCCAAAUAUUAUCGAUUAACUUUUAUAUAAACAUUUGUUGUUUCACUCAUCAAUCCGGGAGCUCCUUCAGCAGCUCGCAAUAGGGAUUCAAACAUCACAAUAGGGAUUAAAAUAAGGUUUUUAAAUACAUCAAAUGGCAUAACUAGUAAAGGCAGUGUGAUAAUCAAGAUCUGAAAGGUCUAGGAAAAUAAGUUUUCACCUGGUGUUGAAAUGAUAAAUUCCUUUGCUUGGCAUAAAGCAGAUAUCGGUGAUGGCCAAUAUUAUGUAGCCAUGGGCCUUGCUCACUAGCCAGUAGGUCGGGAAAGUGCCGAGGACUUCCUGACACUUGUAUGACCAAGUGGCUUAGGAAGUCAUGUCAGUGACUUUGUAACUUUGAGCAGCCAUUCUCAUUGUAGUGUAUUCCAGCUCCACAACAGAUGGCUCCCCUUGUAUCAGCUGUACAAGUUGUUGUACAGUUGAAUUGGGUUGUUGAGCAAGCCUGCAUUGAGCUUGAGAAUACUGGAAGCAGUACCUCUGAUUCAUGUGAAAUCUUUGGGUGCCCAGAGAGUGAUUGAAGACAGCUGCAAAUGUAAAAGAUUUGUUGAGCCAAUCAUGGCAGCUGACUUUCAUCCUGUAGAGCAGGGCUAGGGAGCCUGUGGCCCUCCAGAUGUUCUUGGGUUCCCAGUUAAGCCCAGUCAACAUGGCCAAAAGUGAGGACAAUAGGUGUUGUGGUUCACCAACACCCGGAGAGUUUAGGAUUUCACACCCUUAGAAUUUAGACAUGUUCAUCAAGCUGGUCACCAUGGCAUAGUCCAUCUGGUGUGACAGUUCAAGAGACCAAUUUCCCUUUGAAAAUACAUGGGCGAACAACAUUGAACAGGUGUAUUCUUAAAGGUUCAAAUUUUGCAACAUGGGUUUGGACUUAAAGCGUGUUGUAAAUGCAUAAAGCUAAAUAUUUUAUUUCAUAGUAAAUGAAUAUAAUAAAAUGUGCUUGUACAGGAAGGUACUGUUCUCAUUCAAGUAUGGUCGAAUGCUGAUGUGCCAAGCUGAGAUGCUUUAUACCACGCUCUGCUAUUUCUAGCCAUUUCGGAUUCAGUUUUUUGUCAAUGGAGAACUGCUAACUUUUAAUUAACUUUUUAUUUAGCCUCAGUUUUUUGUUUUGUGUUUUUCUUGAUACUUGUUUCAGGGUACCUGUGAUGCAGCAGGUCUCUGAGCACUGUGGUGCACUUUGAUUUAGCAGGUCAUCAUUUAACCCAGUUAAAGGCAGCCGGGCAUUUGAAGUAGCUUGUACAGUGAGUUUUUAAUAUGGAGCAAAAUCUGUUGAGACCAAGUGCUUAGGAUGUCUUCUUCUUUAUAACCUAAGCUUCAUGUGGAUCAAGAGCCAUUGAAUAAAAAUAUUAGUGUUACUCUGCCUGAACCCCGAUAAUGUUUAAUAAUGUAAUCAUAAAAUGCCAGCCUCGCAGUCCAUCUUGCUCAGAUGUGUAUCUACUGCUUAAUGGUAAUACUGAUACAAUUAUGUAAGCUGAGCAGUGAGUUAAGGUGCUGCUUAGCAAUAUGAUCUUAUAAUGACUACUCAUUAAGACUGUAGCUGAGCCUUAAUAGGAAGAGGUAAAACAGUAUUGGUUUCCCCCACAAUUUUAAAGGGUAUGUUACUAACAUUAAACUACAACCAAUCAUAGUAGACAAAAACAAUUAUUAGAUGGGAGCUGUGUUUUGUUUCCUUUCUCCAAAUAUGAUUUGGAUUCCUAUAAUCUUAACAGUGCAGCUUUUAAAUCAAAGCCUAUAACUGCAGGGUGAGGAGUCAACAGCAAACAGACGCUGUGCAUUUAGAAGUACCAAUCACUUAACAUACAAAUAGAAGGCUUAAUUUCUAAUAGAAGGCUUAAUUUCAGUACUGCCUAUUUUAAAAUCUACAUCAACAGUGUUGGGGGAGAAAACUGUUGCUUUAUUAAAUGUGAAAAUAUAAAAUGCCCAUGUCUUCAUUUUUAAAGAUGUAUUUUACAGGCAGGGAUGAUUUCAUUCCACUAUCUCAAGAAACAAGCUGUGUAAAAUGGCCUGGUUAUUUGUUGUGAACUAGCAUUAACAUUCUGCUGUAGCUGUCUAACUGAAUAAUAACCUCCUAGCAUACCUACGUAUGAGGAUGACCAGAGGACCGUUUAUAGAUGCAACACAAAACUUACCUAAUAUUAUAGCUAAUGUAGUUGAAUGGAAAAUUUACAAGUGGGAUUAUGAUUGACACAAUGGCAUAAUUACUGACAUUUUGGAAGUCAUGCAGCACAAUCCCAUGCCUUGUGACGCAAGUAAGUUUCAUUUUGUUGAGUGGAACUUAAGAAGAUAUAAGUGUGUUUAGGAUUGCAGCCCUAAUCUGUUUAACCACUCUUGCUUUUACAAUGAAUGUGGCCAAAGCACUUCUGCAUCAAUUGAUCUGAUCUAUUCAUUUCCCCCCAUUAAACAUAUGGAUACCUUAAUAAGCAUGGUUAAUUGAUUAAAAUCAAGAAGGUAAGAAUGGAUUUACACUGGCAAAAUAUACACCACUGUUUCUGGUGUCUAGAGUGAAGAGCAGAGUGUCUGUAAAUAUAGAAAGCUUUAAUUGACAAUGGAUCCCUAUGCCACAUUUGCUAUAUGUUCAUAUUUCUGCUUCAUACUUUAGAAUUCACUGUGCCAAACGCCCAGAUGUAAGUGCAACUAGCAUACAUACUUUGAAUCACCGCAUCAUACUAAGUGCAGUGUGUCUGAAUACAGAAUGAUAGAUUUUUUUACUAAUUGGUUAAAAAUGCCAUUUGUGCAUGUACCACUGUGUCUGCACUCCUAAACAACUAAAGCCACUGGAACAUUGCAUAUAUCUUUCUUUUUUUUUUACACUUUUAGUUUCUCUUUAAAUUCAGGCUUUAUUUUUUAUUUAUCUUUUGCCAGUUGACUGGCUCCCAACAGGAAUAAAGCUCUCACCUAGCUAGCGAUUAUGCAGAAGGAAAACUCUCUAGGGCAAAUCAAUAAGACUUUUAACUUUGUUUAUGAAUUUGAGAUCUUAUAUAGCCUACUAAGUGAAGACAAAGUUUUCUUUAAUAUAAUUCUUUAAGACCCAUCCAAAAAUCUUUGGGGGCUUUCUUCUCUGUCAACUGGUAGCUAUCAGUUCAACUGCUACAGUCAUUAAAAAAAGUUCCAUCUUCUAACAACUGCACAGGAAAAAGUCCUUGAAACAUUCCAAAUCAUCACAUUACAGGAGAAGAAGAUGAUUUUAUGUAUAUCUUUCCCAUUUUGCUUAAACAAGCCUUAUGUUGGGCUAAACAAUUGAAAUAUUUCUCUAGGCCAACACAACCCAGGACUUUCCCAUGAAUCAGUGCUAUUGAACUGCCAUUAUGGGAUAAAUGGUGUAAUUAUAACACCCGAGUCCAGUUUUGUAUAUUUCAUGUAUUCUGCUUAAGUCUGGUUAUUUUACGCACUAAGAAGAUAUGUGAAGCUUUUAAGCUCCAUUUCACCAGCAAAAGGUAAUCCAUUAAGACGAACAUCACACUCUGCUCUGGCUCUCAUCCUACCUCUGACACAUUUGCAGAUUGUCCUUAAACCUAAAGGUCUGUGUUACAGUGGUGACAAGUUGAAUUACUAAGUUACUAUAAAUUAAUGUUUUUCAGUAACUACAGGGGACUUUAAUUUGAAACCACGUUAAUUACAUGGUGAUUCUUGUUACCUCUCCUGCAUUAUCUCCCUGAAAUCUCUGCAAUUAAUUUGUGUCAUUACUGUUGUUGCUGCUGCUGCUUUCAAACACAAACCAUCCUAGCAUUCGUUAUCACACACCCAGCAGUAGCCUGUUUUCUUAAAGGCAUCUUUACAAAUCAACACCUGGCUUUAGUUAUUUACCAUGAUAUGUCGAAUGAAGAUGCAGUCGCAGAUGGGAUUAAAAUGACCAAAACUUUAUUGAGAAGCAUGGACAACAUACCCAAACUGUGUGAGCUCAACGCAUGGGGGUGCUGUCUCAAUUACUUUCAUAGCAGGCCUCCCCAGUUAGGGUCCAACCAAAGCAUCCUUGCCUGUUAAUAAACUCCCUUUUUCUUUUUGCCACAAACCUAUUCCCUCAGAGGGAGAGAAUCAGGUCACAACCUUCGUCUUAACAGUUAAUCCAGUUUUUGUAGGCAAUUUGAUGGUGCUUAUACAAAGCCAUCAUAGUAUUUCCUAGUAUAAGAAAGAUCCUGCCUGCAUCCUUAUUUGCAUUUGUUGUCCGAAGAUUAUGCACAGAAAUGCUCCUCUUACAUUAAUUUAAGCCCGGGGCAAUUUUUUAAAAUCCCUCUAUAUCCUGUGACACCUUCUCAAUCAAUAACAUCCUUUACAUCUUGCCUAAAUCAUGAUCUCUACCAUGUAGGCACACUCUGCCUGCCCCCCAUGGUUACCCAUGCUACUGGUGAAACCAUCUAGUCCCCACAGUAUGCAUUGAAUGCUGAACUAAUGUAUCCUAACCGUUUGAUCUCAAAACACUAGCCCAUACCUCCAUAUUUUGGCUAUACAGAAGGAAUUGUAUCACAUGCACAUGUGAAGCAGGGAAUUGUAAAUUAAAGGCAUACAAAUCCCGCCCACCCUUCCCCUGUUAUGGCAACUGCUGUAGCAGCUCUAAAAUGAUUUAUCUGAAGAGUCCAGUAGCUGUAAGGAAGACCCUAUUAAACGGAAGGCAUGACAUGCUAAAGGCAUUCUCAUGGCUGCAAAGGAGCAGGAGCAGAUACAACCCAAGCACUGCCUAUGGGUUACAUGUUCUUAUCCCAUGCCAUGUAGUUCUUUACCUCCACACUUCUGGUCAAUUUGCUUAAACUGGAGUUAGAGGUCUGCAAAACCAGGAUUUCAGUGGUGGAUUUGAGGCCCCAAAGGAAAUGGGGCCACAAAUCCAUGUGGGCUACUUUUGAAGCAGACUGAAGGCCACAGGUAGCCUCAGAAAAGUUUAUUUAAAUGGUUAAGAGCCCAGCUUAUUCUCAGUUUAUCUCUUCAUUAGCACAAGCAGUUUUCUAAAUAGAAGAGUAUCUCCUUUGAGUGCUAGACCUUGGCCUAUAGCCUUCCAUGAUUCCAUAACAAGCAGAUCCUUCUUCUUCUUCUUCUUCUUCUUCUUCUUCUUCUUCUUCUUCUUCUUCUUCUUCUUCUUCUUCUUCUUCUUCUUCUUCUUCUUAUUAUUAUUAUUAUUAUUAUUAUUUGACGUAGGCAAUUGUUUUAGUAGAUCCAAAAGCCAGGUUGAUCAUGCCUAAAGUGGCAGCUGCAGGAGGAUUUUAUUGCCCCACUUGGGAAGCUUUGCUCUGAUUCGAGUGCUCCAUUUACUUCUGUACACACUCCCAAUAUGUUGGCAAGCAAAUCAUGAUUUGUGUUGAUGCAAAAUGAAGGCCUUGCAGACUACAGCAAGCAAAAUCCCUUGCAGGAUUUUCUGGACUCUGCCGCUUAAACAGCCAAAUGUUGUUUGCUCAUGCUAAUACAAAUUCUUGUAUUACUAGGAGCAGGGCCUUGAUUUCUCUAUCCAGCUGGGGCGGGGGGAGUUACUUGUCUGAUGGUAAAAAAACAACGAACAGUAGAAUUCCUUUUAUCUUCCCAUUUUUUCUAAAAGAGAAAGAUGGUAUGAAGCCAUAGCAGAGUCAUUUUAAUUUUAACUGUGUAACACUUGCCAUUAGUAAGACCACUUGUGUUCUGUUUUUAGGAAUUGGGGUACAUAGAGCAUCAGGAAUGCACAACUUGACCCCUUGUUCUCAAGAUUUUUGUCAGCCCUACAUGAAAGAGUGCUUGUGUUGGGAUCCUCUUCUCUGAGACUCUUCUCUGUUUAGCAUGUAUUUACAGAGAUGUAUGAAUAUUUGAUUAAUGAGUCACGGUCUCUGGAGAAAUUUAAUAACGGUACUGGUAUACAAAGCCAGCUCCUUUACUGUUAACACAGCUGCUAAUAGUGUCUGUGACACUGAAGCCCUUUUCUAGAUCUAAUUGUACUCUGGGAAGUAAAUUCUUUCCUUACAAGGGAAGACAUUAUUCACGCUUCAAUUUUUGAACUUUUGCAAGCUCACUUUACUGGCUCUCAUUUGUAAAGAUUUUUUCCUGUGGAAACAAUCUGUGAUAUGUGAGCUGUAAAAAGCUGCUGUUGUUGUUUUGAUGAAAGUUGAUAGGAAGAUUUCAAAGAUAUCCAUCGUACCCUCCAAUAUCUCUUUUCAAAGAAGAAAAGGAGGCCA
Molecule: messenger RNA, 8283 nt
Organism: Elgaria multicarinata webbii
Lineage: Eukaryota; Metazoa; Chordata; Lepidosauria; Squamata; Anguidae
Gene: ATG4C
Product: autophagy related 4C cysteine peptidase
Exons: 11
Coding region: 244-1623 (459 amino acids)
Molecular function (GO): protein-phosphatidylethanolamide deconjugating activity
Source: RefSeq, a predicted model, not a curated record